Molecule: messenger RNA, 3993 nt
Organism: Synchiropus splendidus (mandarinfish)
Lineage: Eukaryota; Metazoa; Chordata; Actinopteri; Syngnathiformes; Callionymidae
Product: nuclear receptor-binding protein 2-like
Exons: 18
Coding region: 369-1886 (505 amino acids)
Biological process (GO): intracellular signal transduction; protein phosphorylation; endoplasmic reticulum to Golgi vesicle-mediated transport
Cellular component (GO): cytoplasm; endomembrane system
Molecular function (GO): protein serine/threonine kinase activity; ATP binding
Source: RefSeq, a predicted model, not a curated record
CCGCGACAACACGGUGUGCGCCGCUGCUGCCGUCUUUACGGUACUGAGCUUCAUCUCCGCUCCCGCUGCCUUCAGCCACACACCGGCCAUGACGUGAGAGGGAGACGGUCGCGAGCCAACCCACCUUCUGACUGCGGGAGGAGACGCGCGCAGCCCCGGAGCCGGUCCGCCUUCACUCGCACCCGCGCCCCAGGCUCGGAAAGCCGCCAUUGGUGCGUCCUCGUCCGCGGUGUCGUGUCACUUCUUCCGGCAACCUCUCGCGGGGGGCGAGGGGGUGUGGCGUUCGGGUCCGACUCCAUCCACCGCAGCGAGGCGCAGACAGACACGGGCGACGGAGGGGAGACAACCUGCUGUCCUUCGGCGGGAAAAUGACGAUGUCCGUCCCGGAGAGAAAGUCCGGCUCCGAGGGGAAAGAAGAGGAGAGCGAGGAUGAGAGCGAGAUCCUGGAGGAGAGUCCGUGCGGACGCUGGCAGAAGAGAAAGGAGCAGGUCAGCCAGGGUAAUGUUCCCGGAGUAGAGAGCGCGUCCCUGGCUAUGGACACGGAGGAGGGGGUGGAGGUGGUCUGGAACGAGGUUCUGUUCUCAGACAAGAAAGUCUUCAAAGCACAAGAGGAGAAGAUCAAGGAGAUGUUUGAGAACCUGAUGCAGGUGGAGCACCCCAACAUCGUCAAGUUCCACAAGUACUGGCUGGACAUGAAGGAGAGUCAGGCGCGGGUGAUCUUCAUCACGGAGUACAUGUCUUCAGGCAGCCUCAAACAGUUUCUGAAGAAAACCAAGAAGAACCACAAGACCAUGAAUGUGAAGGCCUGGAAGAGGUGGUGCACUCAGAUCCUCUCAGCGCUCAGCUACCUUCACUCCUGCGACCCGCCAAUCAUCCACGGCAACCUGACGUGUGACACCAUCUUCAUCCAGCACAAUGGCCUCAUCAAGAUCGGUUCAGUUUGGCAUCGACUGUUUGUGAACGUGUUUCCGGACGCCAGCGUUCAGGGCAAAGCCAGACAACACCGGGACGAGCAGAGGAACCUGCACUUCUUCGCCCCAGAAUACGGAACUGGUGAGGACGAUUACGCCAUCGACAUUUUCUCCUUCGGCAUCUGCGCUCUGGAGAUGGCAGUUCUGGAGAUCCAGGCCAACGGAGACACAGCCGUUUCCAAAGAAGCCAUCUCCAACGCGGGUCAGUCCCUGGAGGACCCUCUGAUGAGGGAGUUCACUCAGUCCUGUUUACGUCAGGACGCCAAACUCCGUCCCACGGCUCACGACCUUCUGUUCCACAGAGUUCUGUUUGAAGUCCACUCACUGAAGCUGCUGGCCGCCCACUGCCUCAUCAACAACCAGUACCUGCUCCCAGAAAACUGUGUGGAGGAGAAAACCAAGUCGUUCGAUCCAAACGCCGUGAUGGCGGAGAUCAAGCACCGUGAUCGCCAGGGGGUCCAGCUCAAGUAUUCUCACGUGUCGCCGCUGGAGCUGGACAAGUUCCUCGAGGACGUGAAGAACGGAAUCUACCCGCUCAUGAACUUCGCCUCCUCCCGGCCUCACCCCAUCCCCCGAGCGCUGUCGCUGUCGCAGGAGCACGUGGAGACCGUCAAGACGCCGACUCCAGAGCCUCACGAGGCAGAGACGAGGAAGGUGAUUCAGAUGCACUGUAAUCUGGAGUCAAACGAAGAAGGGACCAAAACUCAUCUCUCUUUGUUCCUGAAGAUGGAUGACAAACUUCACCGGCAGCUCAGCUGUGACAUUCUGCCCACCGACACGUCCAGAGACCUCGCCAGCGAGCUGGUCCACUACGCCUUCAUCAACAAGGAGGACAACGAGAAGGUUGCCGGCUUCCUGGAAGACGCCAUCAGUCGACAUCGAGUGCGAGCGCUGGCCUCGGGGAGCGCACAGUGAGGCGGGCCGUUGGUGACGAGCUGGACCGGGACCCACUGGCACACAUGGCGAGGAGGGGGGGGCCGGCAUGGACCCAGCUGGGGGACGGAUAAGGGAACAAAGCAGAGGGAUGUGGGUUCUUCACACAGGCACCGAUCAGAGGUGCGACAGUGGCGGACGGAGAGUCGGUCCGCUGAAGGGCUAGGACGCCUCAGCUCCUUGGGAUCGUUCGGACGCCCAUCACACACACACACACACACGCACACACACACAGACACGGCAUCGAUGAAUCCAGGAAGUCAAUGUUCCGUCCAGAAUUUAUUUCCUCUGACUGUGAACACCAGAAGCAAUGCAACCAUUGAAUCUACUCUGAAACGGCUCGGCCGAGGGGCUCCUCCACGAAAGUGCCUGACACGGCAAUGUCCCGUCUGGAAGACUCCCAAGCAAUAACGCCUCAUUUGAAUCAAAGCUCAUUUUUAAAAGUGAAUGUGACGAUGAACUCAGUGCUGCUGGACGUACCAAGUAACACUAACGCAGAUCUGCUGCCGCUGCAGAACUCUGCCUCUCUUCCUAUUUAUUCAAGGGUUUCGCCAUACGCUUGGGGUUCACCACAGCGUCCUGGAGUCGCGCUCGGUCAGGUUCUUCUUCACUGCCUAAUGUGGUGAUGUAUAACGACUACAGAGCCUCCCCCUUGAGGCGUAAAGAUGAAGUGCACCUUCUGUCCCUCCAUUCCAUCUGCAAGAGUCGCCAGGGUGGAUCUGAACAGUCUCAUGUAAGAACCUUAUUGUCUUGUUUUGCUUCUUUAUCUACUUAUUCACUGAGAUAAAAGAAUUCUAAAUGUAUUCCCCCAAAUUCUGACUCAUGUUCGGAGACAUUCUGACUUGUCAAGAUGUUUUAACUGUAAAACUUCUUGGUGCGAUGCAUAAUUUAUUCCUGACAUCAUUUAUCAUUUGACUAAAAGUUAGAAUUUCAUUCAUAGUAAUUUAAAUAACAAUAUCUUUUCUUUUUUUGUAAAUAUGAGUAAUAAUCUAUAUUAUUAAUUCAUGAAAGAAUGGAGAUUGUUUUUUGCCACUGUAUUAUUUAAAUUCGAUUUUUUUUUUUCUGAAAUUCAGGCUUUAAUUUCACCCUGUCGAAACUGUCAGAGAUUCUUAUAUUCUGACUUUUUGUCUCAAGAAACCUAAGGUCUGACUUCAAAAAAAUGAAAAACAAAGUUUGAAGUCUGAUGUUACAAGUCUCCAUCUAAUCACUGAGAUUCAGACGAACGUUCGAUCAGGAGAUUCUGAAUUGUUUAACAAUCCUGACGUUUUCACUUUCAGAAUUAAGAUAUAUUUCGACCUUUAAACUUAAGUAAACAGCGUAAUGCGCCGUAGUGACCCUUGUGAGGAGGGUAAUGAAGGUUGUUAGCUGUUAAAGUGUUGCAGCAACUUAAAACACGACCAUGUUUUGAUGCUGCUGUCAUGAUUCCGUGCUGCACUUUCUUCUUCCACCCUUCAUUUGUAAGGUUUGCAUUCAGUGAAGAAGAACUCCACCGACUGGCUCCGAAACACCGUCGCACUCAUUGCACCCUGAGUCAAAUUCAAGCAGCCGUCCCGAGUGGAACGUGAUAUUGUUGCACGUGUUUCAGUCCAAACCUGAGCGCGCUGAAGACUGAAGAUGGCCAAAGCAGAAGCGUUUGCACUGGUGCUCGGCGCCCGCCUGCGUGAACUCCAAAAACAAACUAAAGAAUCCCCUCAGACGUGGAAGUCGGUGUGAUGUUGAUGGCAUUUAUUCUGCUGUACAGGUCUACUGCUAACGUCUAUAUUCCGUCUGUAUGGAGUCUCCAUCCGGGUCGGGCUCCGCUGUAUAUAUUUUGUUUACGGCUCUUGAAGGAGUUUACAUGGAUAAUAGUUCAUUGCAAAGCAGUGCCACUUCUCUCUCUGCAUGUCUUAACGCCUGCAAACUUCUUUGCAUUCUUGCCUUUGUCAGUCGCAGUUCGGAUCCUGAACUGAUGAAUGUUUGGACUUCAUAUCAGUCUUAAUGGACUCUCUGUGACUCCGUUGGCUGAACGUGGCGCCUGGAUGUCUCUAACUUUGUUAAAUAUUGUAGCUACUGCGAUGAGAACCAAGCUAAUAAAGGAUAUUUGACAUGU